AUGGCAAAGAAGAAUAACUAAGAUAAACUAGAGCUUAAGAAGCUGCAUCAUAUUAGGCCAGAUAAGAGAAUAAUAGUAAGGUAUUGGCUGCCUUGGAAUGAAAUUAUUCCUAAAUUAUAAAAAGGAAAAUCAUUAUUGCAAACUGAAUAAUUUGAAAUUGUUGAAAAGAUCAAAAGAGAAUUAGGACAUAAUCAUCCAGUUGCUAUUAUGGUUGCAUUGACAACUAAAUUUGAUGUAUCAACUGUUAAAAGAAUUAUUGAUAAAUUGGAACAUAUUAGAAAUGCUGUCAUCUCUUUAAUGUAAUAAGAAGAUGAAUAAGAAACUCAAAGCCAAAUUACUUUCUAAACUACUAUAUAAGAAAUUGCUGAAUUGAGAGAAAGAUUUUCUAAAGAUUUCGAAAUCACUUCCUAAUUGAUCAAAAAAAGAACUAAUGAUAAGGUGCUCUUGGAAAAAAGAUUAACUAUCAUCAAUAGAGAUCUUAGUCUCACUGAAUAAUUACUCAUUUAAACCAGAGAAUACAAAGAAUAAUAUGAUGCUGCUUAUGCUGUCAGAAAGGGCAAAAGAAUUUCUGAAAUUAAAACUGUCCAAUAAGCUUACGAUUUAGUAGAGAAUCACGCUAAGAAACACAAACAAUGAUUUAAAUAAAUAUUUUGCAAUUAUAUGGAUUAUGGAUAU
Molecule: messenger RNA, 675 nt
Organism: Paramecium tetraurelia
Lineage: Eukaryota; Ciliophora; Oligohymenophorea; Peniculida; Parameciidae
Exons: 5
Source: RefSeq, a predicted model, not a curated record